UGCAUUUGCAGGAUCGGAUCAAUGAUAACAAGAGCCAAAAAAAGAGAGAGAAAAGAGCGACUCCAAAACGUUUGCACUUCUCUUUCUUUUGCGCCAUGUGAAUGUGAUCGAUGCGAGAGAAUAUCGUAGGAGGUGCACCUGUCUCUGUCUCUUCUCUAAUCCGAAGCCUAAUCUAAUCUCACCUAGCCUGAUUUCAUCUGACUCAUCGCGUCACACGCACCCCUCCGCUCCCGCGGCUCCCGAUCCCAAUCCCAAUCCCACACGGGCAAACAAAACAAAGCUGCUGCCGCUGUUCUUCACCGAUCGGUCAAUCCCGUGGCUGCUCGUCUGCGAUCCUACCCGCAUUGGCUCUCUCUCCGGCGGCGGCGGCGGAUCCGGUUUCGCGAGAGGUAGUUGGUUCCUGCGCGCGAUUAGAGAGCGAAAAGGUCUCAUCUUUGGUCGGAAUUUCCGCGGAAAGCUUCCUGCUGCCGCCCGUGGAGCUGCCGGACGAGCGACCCCUCGCUCCGUGGAUCGUCUUCCUCCUCCUCGCGCGAGCGCCUCCACCGCAGCCUGCAGGGUUAAUGCCCACACCAAGUGCUAAUUAGGUGGAGGAACAGCACACAAGGUCACUCUAGGUUUUCUUGCCUGCCUGCCUGCUGGAAGAGAAAAAAAAAGGGACAUUUGUAUCAGUGGGGUCUUUUGAAUUAUGCUGCUGUAUGAACCAUACUUGUGUGGAACCGCACAAGGCUCCGAAUGUGUCGACGGCUCGCCAGAGGACGAGAUUUGAGUACCACAGUCGAGCAGUGGGGGACAGAGAAGGAACGAGAGGGCAAUGGAAUUGGCUGAGCAGUUGCUCUCCGCGCUCAGGAGCUACGCGCCGCCUCUUUGGGCUACGCUCACCGCGGGGAUUUUCGUCGUCAUCUCGCUCACGCUGUCCCUGUUCUUGCUCUUCAACCAUCUGUCGGCAUACAAGAACCCAGAGGAGCAGAAGUUCCUUGUGGGUGUCAUUCUCAUGGUUCCAUUCUACGCGAUUGAGUCGUACAUAUCAUUGGUGAAUGCACCGAUUAGUGUUGAUAUUGAGAUUCUGAGGGACGGCUAUGAAGCAUUUGCUAUGUACUGUUUUGGACGGUAUCUAGUUGCCUGCUUAGGCGGAGAAGAUAGGACGAUUGAAUUUCUGAAGAAGGAGGGCAGUUCAGGUUCUGAUGCACCACUUUUAGGCCAUGCAUCCGAACAACGAUAUGUAAACCAUCCUUUUCCAAUGAAUUACAUGUUGAACCCGUGGCCCAUAGGCGAAUGGUUCUACGUGAUCGUCAAGUUUGGGCUUGUUCAAUAUAUGAUAAUAAAGACAAUAUGUGCUAUUCUUGCGGUGAUUCUUGAAUCCUUUGGAGUGUACUGUGAAGGAGAGUUUAAGUGGAACUGUGGGUACUCCUACACCGCCAUGGCUCUUAAUUUCAGUCAGUCAUGGGCCUUAUACUGUCUCGUUCAGUUUUACACCGCCAUAAAGGACGAGCUAGCCCAUAUAAAGCCUCUUGCGAAGUUUUUGACCUUCAAGUCUAUUGUGUUCUUAACAUGGUGGCAAGGUGUGGCAAUUGCAUUGCUCUCCAGUUGGGGUUUGUUGAGAGGACCUAUAGCUCAAGAGUUGCAGUUCAAGUCCAGUAUCCAGGACUUCAUUAUCUGCAUAGAGAUGGGUGUUGCUUCUGUUAUCCACCUGUAUGUCUUCCCUGCCAAGCCAUAUGAGCUAAUGGGCGAUCUUUUCACUGGAGAGGUUUCAGUUCUUGGGGACUAUGCUUCAGUGGACUGCCCUCUAGAUCCAGAUGAAGUAAAAGAUAGCGAGCGUCCAACCAAGAUCAGGCUUCCUCAGCCAGAUGAUAAUGUCAGAUGCUCCACCGGCAUAAAAGAAAGCGUCCGUGAUGUUGUACUUGGAGGAGGCGAAUAUAUUGUGAAUGACCUGAAGUUCACGGUGAACCACGCAGUGGAGCCGAUCAACGAGAAGAUCCACAGGAUAUCCCAGAACAUGAAAAAGCACGAAAAAGAGAAGAAGCAAACGAACGACGACAGCUGCAUCGAUUCGCCGCGGUCCUUGCACAGGGUGAUCAGCGGGAUCGACGACCCGCUCCUGAACGGGAGCCUCAGCGACAACAGCGGCCCCAAGAAAGCCCGCAGGCACCGCAGGAGGUCCGGCACAGAGAGCGGCGGGGAGAGCAGUGACCACCACGGCGGCCUAGGCGGGUACGAGAUCCGGGGCCACAGAUGGAUCACAAGGGAGUGAGGAUAUUAGGAAGAGCCCAGUCUGCAACAUGAAUUCAUUUGAAACGCCGGCUGCUUUGGAUCUUCUUCCUUACUGAGUCUUGACUGCUAAAAGGCAGUGAUAUCAGCUAUAAAAACCUUGAUGAUGAAUCUGGAGUCAGUGCAGAAGUAAGAAUCUCCUUGUCAUGAUCCUGCGGACGCGGAGAAUUGAGCCAGCUGUCGAUUCAUUUUGUUCUUUCCAGCUGACAUUUCAGCUUCAUCUUAUGCAGUAGUAUUAAAACAGUACAUAUAGAAGGAUUAAGGGCAAGUGAGGAAAUGAGCAUGGCAGCUAGUUUCAUCCAUGACUGCACCAUCAUUUGUCAAACCUUUAGUACUCCGUAGAUGAAUCUUCUGUAAAGUACCACAGACUUGAAAGAUAUGAAAGAAAUAGUACUACUCUCAAUGUGCUC
This is a messenger RNA of Brachypodium distachyon (stiff brome), 2675 nucleotides long. Its product is annotated as protein LAZ1. Gene Ontology annotation, molecular function: transporter activity. The record is from RefSeq and is a predicted model, not a curated record. The transcript is spliced from 10 exons. NCBI's taxonomy places the organism in Eukaryota, Viridiplantae, Streptophyta, Magnoliopsida, Poales, Poaceae. Gene Ontology annotation, biological process: transport. The coding region runs from base 812 to 2248 and encodes 478 amino acids.